ACUCCCUUGUGUCGCGAUUGUGGGUGCAAUUUUUUCGAAAUUUUCGAUUCUAAACCGUAGAUUGUGGAUAUAAUUGCGGAAAUAUUAAAUCGCAAAUGUGUGCAAUCAUUAUGCAAGUGUAAUAAAUUUGUGAUAUAUUGAAUAUUAAAAAAGGAAUUAUCAAGACUUGAAGAACUCAGUGUACGGAAGAAAAUAAAGAAAAAGGGGGAAAAUGAAUGUAAAGAAGGCGGUUUUGGGUAAAUCGUAGCUAAGUCAUUGAUGAAAGUGAGAAACAAGUCUCGCUUGCGCCGAUAUUUAUUAAUACUACCGGUUUGACAGUUGCACAUUCUGACACUAUCGCGUAGCUAUUCAUACAUUCAUCUCGUUACACUGGCACAGUGAAAACGAAACGGAAUAUUUGAAACUGUUGAUCGCAAGCUGUCGCAAGUGUGCUGCGAAGAAGCUAACAAAGGCGUAAAGAAUUUAGGUAAAGGAAAAGUCAGAUGAAUUUGCGAAAGCGUGAAAACGGAAACAGAACGUAGCGGCUUUUGUCUUAGCAAAAAUAACUCACCAUUGCGCUAAAAUAAAAUAAUUUUUCAUUGUAAUAAUGACUUUGAAGUAGUAAAGAUCAGUGUCUGGACAAAGAUAUAACUUUUAUGUAAAUCUAAAGAGUAUUGUUGACAUAGUUUAAUCUUAAAACGAAUAUUUGUGUGAAUUUUACGUGUCUCUUGACGGCUUGCAUUACGUGUCUAUAAAAAAACAACAAUACAGAACAAGUGGUUUCAACAUAUUUGCAGCUAGAUACUCUUUAAAGAUAUAACUUUUCUGUAAAAAGGUGUGUGUUAAAGAAAUCAGAGUGAUUUCUGUUUUAUAAAAAAAAAAUUUAUUAAAUGAAAGUAUCACAGUUAAUGUGUAUAUACCUUAGCAAGUGGACGAAUUUUUGAAAAAAAAAACUACAUCAGCGAUCUUUCAGUGCUUAAUACCUACAAACAACUAGAAUUGCUGUUAUCAUAAAAAUUUAUUCUACCGUUAAAAAAACUAAUAAAAAUAGCAAUGUCGCAAAAGAAAACUAUAUAAGUAUCACUAACUGCCCAACGAAGAUAGUAAUACGUCUUGUUAAGUUGUUGCUGCAUCUCAGCCGUAUAGUUUGUGAAAAGCUAGUCUUUUCACAAAAGACAUCAUCAUUUACUCAUUUGUUGCAGAAAACGUUGUAUGUGGAAUGGAUAUUGGUGCUGGUGGUUAUGUAUAUAUGAAUGGAGAUGCAGUCAAGUUACAACCACCUGUUGCAAACACAAUUUACGCUCAUGUACCCGUUGAAACAGCGAUGCUAGCCACAACUAAUCUUUACGGGCCGACAACGCAAUUGGCAGCACCAGCCGCAACACAUAUUCCUUUGAUAGCCACCACAGGACCACAACCACCACAUCCACAAGCUCUGCAAGUAGCUGCUGCACCCCCACCCAGUCAACACCCACACCAACAUCAGCAUACACAAUUAAUACAGCAUACUCAUCCACACGCACACACACAUUCACAUAGUGCAGCGGUCGCCGCCGCCGCCGCUGCUGCCGCCGUAGCCGGUCCGCACACACAGCAACCCCCUAGUGCUGGUGCCUCUCUACAAACGUUGCCAACUGCCACGCAUCAAACCGCACAUUUACAAUACGCUCACCAACAACAAACAGUGGCACAGGUUGCUACUGGCGGACCAGCCGUAACAACAAUUGAUAGCUCAGAGUACGCAGCCGCCGUUAUGAAUGGCACAAUUGCACAGGACGGCUCUACCGUCUGCUACGCGCAACCGGAGGAGUUGUCCGGUGUAGCGGCUGGAACGAAUUUAAUAGCGGUCGAUGUUUCGAUGGCGGGAACUCCUACUUCUGUGGGCUCUCAUCAAACACAACCACAUUCUCUUGGUAUAAGUAAUGGUCCGCAUCAACAUCAGUCACACCAGCAUCUCAGCAACAAUACGAAUUCAGUAGAAAACUCCGGCAUACCGUUAGAUCAGCUGAAACAAAUGUUAUCAACGCAGUUAGAAUACUAUUUUUCCAGAGAGAAUUUAGCCAAUGACACCUACUUGCUAACGCAAAUGGAUAGCGAUCAGUACGUGCCUAUUAUAACUGUGGCCAACUUUAAUCUUGUAAAGAAGCUUACCAAGGAUAUCAAGCUGAUCACGGAAGUGCUUAGAGAGUCUCCAAAUGUGCAAGUAGACGAAGAUGGUUUGCGUGUGCGUCCUAACCACAAACGUUGCAUUAUUAUCUUGAGAGAAAUAUCCGAAAAGACACCUGUAGAAGAAGUAAAGAAUAUUUUUAAUAAUGAAAAUUGUCCACGUGUCAUAUCAUGUGAAUUUGCGGGAAAUAAUUCAUGGUAUAUAACAUUUGAAUCAGAUGAAGACGCCCAAAAGGCCUUUAAAUACUUGAGAGAGGAUGUAAAGAUGUUCAAGGGAAAGCCCAUAAUGGCUAGGAUGAAAGCGAAACCCUUCAUAAAUCGGCUGCCAAUCGCACCGGUUGCACCAUUGAAGAAUGGGUUCCGAAUAACUUCGCCGCCAGCAGCGGUAUAUGAUCCUAAUGCGGCAGCGACUGCCGUUGCAUACAACACAGCUCCGCAACGAUUUGUCUAUGCUACGAAUGGUGCCGCAAUGACACAGGCAUCGGUACCUUAUAAUGCUCCUGUAAUAUUUCAAUCUUUCCAACAGCAACAAUUCUAUCCUGGUAUUGUUGCAACAACACCGUGGCCACCGGCGGCUGCUGCAGUAGCGGCAGCCGCUACCACAGCACACGGUCAAAAUUUUUAUGAGCUUGGAAAUGUGUUCGCCACUAAUGGGUUGACACCACAAGCUGCUGUGCCCACAGCGUACACAACUUCUGCUCCACAACAAUCUGCUACGCCAUUGCCGGCGUCAUCGAAAGGGCAAAGCGGCGGCGGUCGCUAUAAUAACCAUCGCAAUAACACCAGCAGUGCUGGUGGUGGUGGCCGCAACAAGUUGCGUAGCAACACUGCACAACAGCAACAACAACAAUCUCAACCCUUACCGGGUAUGAUAGCUACGCUUGGUAAUGUCGUUGGUAGUUUAGUAAGCGUUGUCCCAACAAUAAUGGACCCGCACCAACAGCAACAACAAACGCAGCAGCAACAAAAUCAACAGCCUCAGCAUCAAAUGCAACAACAGCAGACGACUUCAAGUCAAGUACAACAGCAACAGCAGCAAGUGCAGCAAUCACAACAACAACCCCAAAAUACUUCAAGGCAUUAUAAUAGUAUAAAAAAUAGUGGAGGUGGCAUUAAUAAAUCAGCUAUGGAUAAGCCCUAUGGUGGAGGCAGCAGUAUGUCGAGUCACAUACACUAUGGAACUCAAGCCCAAUCGAGCGCUGGCCCUUCCCAUCAUCAUGCGUCGUCCCAACAGCAACAGCAGACGAAUGCUGUAACUGCUGGUUCACAUAAUAGCACUCAAAAUCACUACCAAUUGCCUUCCGCGACGGCAGCUGUAGCGGCCGCCACAUCUACAAAUCUACAACAUUCUUCCUUUGCGCAUGCUACGCCAACCGUAUCGGUGCAGCAACAGCAUCACCAUCAUCAGCAACAGCAACCACAUUUGCAUGGGCAACAUGUUGCUGAUCUGCAAGACGAUGGCGGUGUGUUAAGCAUGGGUGCUAGUGGUGAGUUGGUGCAGCAACAACAGCAGCAUCAGCAGCAGCAAUCAUCGCAUCCUCAUCAACAGCAACAGCACAGCAGAAGUAAUCUGUCUAGUUCAACAUCGUCGCUGGCGACGUCGUCGUCUGUUGGUGUCGGUGUGGUGGGGAAGGAGCCGCCAAUGCAUUGGACGCAGCCGCGACAUCGUCGUCGGAGACGUGAUGACGACGGCAGCGUUAUGACAUAUACGCCAAGCACUCGACUUGGUGGUGGCGCCGGAGUUAGCGGUGGGCAGCAAGCCUACAUUGGUGGUAACGUAUCAUCACAUCAUCAAUCACAGCAGCAGCAACAACAACAACAACAACAAUUACAAACACAACAAUCGUCCAACUCCGGCAAUACGCUGCAAUUAUCCUCAAAUGUGGGUAAUAAUACUGCAAUAUCGUCACAAAGCAGUGGCGGCGGUGCCAGUGUGCAUCAUAGCCAGCGCGGUGAAAGUGUCCAUCAUGGCGGCGGCGGCUCAAGUUACAAUUCACAUCGCGAAGAACAUCGAGGUGGUUACAAAGGCAAUAAUUAUAAUCCACAUUAUAAUAGCGGUGGUGGAAUGGGUCAUCACUCGCAACAUUCGGGAGCAUCACAUCAUCACCACCAUAGUGGCGGCGGUCCAUCACAGCAGCACCACCAUCACCAUUCAUCGUCGCAUCAUACGGGCUCAACGCAUCAUUACCACCAUCAUCGCCACGAAGUAGGUGGUGGUGGUGGUGGUGGUAGCGGUGGUAACGGUGGCCUAAGUGGAGGUGGCACGAAUGGUGCUCAUGGAAUAAGCGAUCGCAGCAAUGAUCGCAGUGGCGGUCAUGGACAUCACGGUCAGCAGCAGCAACAGCAACAUGUGCCGCCGCCACAACCACCACAAUUCGAUUUAGAAGCAGCAGCUUUUCCGCCACUGCCAGCGACUUCGUCGUCCACAGCUUCCUCUUCCUUAGCGUCUACUGGUGCGGCUUCGUCAAAUAGUAGUGGUAGCAACAGUAAUAAUGUUGCGGUGUCAAGUACUAAGCAAUCUUCGAACUCGACACCACAUCAUCAUCAACAUCAACAACCACUUCAGCAACAGCAACCACAACAGCAGCCUCAGCAGUCUUACGGUGGUGGCGGAAAUGACGGAAGCAUAAGUGGCAGCGUAGAUGUGCCAACGCAAAAAACAAGCUACCUGCAGCAGCAACCCCAACUACAGCAACACAAUCAGUGUUUAAGCCCUUCUAUUGCAGUACAGCAAUCUAAUAGUUCCUCGUCGGCGGUAACUGGUGUAGCAGCGAAUGUUAGUGGUGGUGGUAGCUGUAGCACUGGCAGCGUUGGUAGUAACUACCAAAACCACAGCAGCGCCAGCGGCGUCGCCAACAGCAGUGGCUGGUCCAAUGAGAACCGUUUGGCAGAUGUUGUGCGCUCUGGCGCGAACAGCGGUGGUAAUGGGAAGAUUAAAUCUCGCAAAGAUUCCGCCCACAAUAACAAACAACAACAACAAAACUAUCAACAACGUAAUACCGGUGCUUGUACCACCAUCAGUCCCACCACAACAACGUCCAUCAACGCUACAGAAGGUGCUUUUCCAGCUGAUGAACCAAAUAUGUCAUCAGCAGUUACAACAACAAAGCCAAACAAUAAGUCCUCGACAUUAAAUAAGCAAAACUCAAAUGCUAAUACAAACUACACAACCACCGCCUCCUCAUCCAACAACACUGUGAUAAAGUGUCCAACACAAUCCAAACAAACCAAUGCCUAUAGUUUGACUGGCGGCAAUGCAUCAUUCGACAGUAAUACUGUCACUGGUGAAAAACCCAUAAACAAGACUGAGGAUCUGCCUGCUUCCGCGGCGACACAAGAAGCAGCAUGUAAACAGCAGCAACAGCAACAUGCCAACGAUAACAAUGGCAGCAAUGAGCUACAUCAACAACACAAUCAUCGCGGUAGUGGCUGCAGCGGCCCAAACUCCACUUCGGGCGGUGCCAUCAAAAGCGCUAAUGCAGUGCUUUCACCAACACCAGCUACAGCCGGUGUAUUCAGCGGUAGUGGCGUAGGCGGGGGCAUCACUAGCAACAACAGUGCCAGCAAUAAUGGCCAACAAGCCGUUACAUGCAGUGUUGCUACCAUGACCACAAAUUUUGCCGAUUGCAGCCUAAGCAAUCAUAAGAAACCGCCCGCAGUUGCAGAUUUACUAGCCAAAAAGGCAACGCCAAAAGAUGCUACGAAGCAUAAAAAUGCUUCCACAUCUACGAACACUGCUUCAAUUGAAAACAUUGCGGCAGCCCAAACGGGCACACCAAUAGCGAAUGCCACAAGUGCGACAAAUAAUAACAGUUCACGUUUAAGCUACGCCCAAGUUGCUCAACAUCACAAGGAGCGCGCCGUCGGCGAUGGUGGCAACAAGAGUUCUGAGAACUCGGCCUCAGGCAAUGCCUCACCUGUUGCUGUGCCCAAUAAAAGCGAACUGUCAGCUUCAACAAUGAAUAUUAAUAAAUAUGAGACUGCUAAUAACAUUAGUGGAGCGGGCGGUGUAGUCAAUGCUGUUAUCGGGGCGGCGACGGCGACCGCAACAGUCGCGACAGUACCUUCUUCAUCAGCAGCAGCAGCUGUUGCAUUGCAGUAUGUAGAAAAGCAAAGCGACAAACCGAUCGGAUUUGACAAGCAACGUGUCAUAACGACUGUUGGCCAAGCGUUGACGAGUGCAGCCACCGGCACCACUGCCACAGGUAACAAUAGCGGCAGUGGCGGUGGUGGCAAUAACACAGGUGCUGUGAUUAACAGCGCAAGUAAUGUAGUGACAUUACGUGCGGAAAUUUCCAAAGAUAAAGAUGCUUUACGCGAGAAUCGCCAAAGCACCGGCAGCAAUAAUAGCGGAAGCAGUGGCUUCAGUAGUAGCGGCGUGCUUAGCAAUAACGCGGCCACCCAAUCCACUCUAUCGACGAGUGCACGCAAUCGCAACAACGAUGGCAAAGAGAAGAAUGUGCGUGAACGACACGACACUGCCGAAAGCAGCAGUAGUGGACGCAAGUCGGGACGUAAUUAAUUCUUAGUUUUGAUGUUCACCAAAGGAACUGAAAUAUUUCGCUUAGGAACAGCAUUUCACACACAUAUAUAUUAUACACAAUUGCUUACACACACGCACACUCACUUGCAUAGUGCCGAAAUUAAGGACACUUAUAUGCAGCCAAUGUACAGUAGAAAGCCACACAGAGAGAAUUUUCAGUAUUGUCUGCGUAUGUAGUAGCAGGAAAUUAACGCAUACGCAAAGUAUCCGUCGUUCGUUGCAUUAAGAGGCGCUAAAGCAAUUUAUA
This is a messenger RNA of Bactrocera latifrons, 6935 nucleotides long. It is a transcript of the gene Larp4B, whose product is annotated as la-related protein CG11505. The record is from RefSeq and is a predicted model, not a curated record. Gene Ontology annotation, biological process: positive regulation of translation. Gene Ontology annotation, cellular component: cytoplasmic stress granule; cytosol. NCBI's taxonomy places the organism in Eukaryota, Metazoa, Arthropoda, Insecta, Diptera, Tephritidae. The coding region runs from base 1199 to 6667 and encodes 1822 amino acids. Gene Ontology annotation, molecular function: mRNA 3'-UTR binding. The transcript has 13 exons.